Molecule: messenger RNA, 582 nt
Organism: Rotaria sp. Silwood1
Lineage: Eukaryota; Metazoa; Rotifera; Eurotatoria; Philodinida; Philodinidae
Source: the annotation of a GenBank genome assembly
AUGUUUCGACGUAAUUAUCUUACUGAACUUAAUGUUAUGAAUAAUAUUGAUGAUAAACAAAUGUUGAUUAAAGAUACACUUGAUAUAAAUCCUAAUGAUCUUCGACAAGAAUUUAAAGAAGCACUUAUUCAAAAAGUUAAAUGUCAACAAAAUAACCAAAAUGAUAAUGAAGAUAAUAAUAAUGAUACAAAUUAUUUAGCUGCAAAAGAAAAUUUUCUUGAUGUUAAAUAUAAAUCUAGUCGGCAAACUAUUAGUGAACAUGCGACAAAAAUUAAUCAGCAAUCUUAUGAUAAAACAGAUAGUACACAACGAAAUGCUAAUAGUGGUCUUGUUCGAAAUCAAGAUCCAAUUCAUGCACCUGCUAAUGUUUGCGUAUCUGUUCGUUGGGAUUAUCAACCUAAUAUUUGUAAAGAUUAUAAACAACCAGGUUAUUAUGGUUUUGGUGAUAUCUGUAAAUUUUUACAUGAUCGUUCUGAUUAUAAACAUGGAUGUAAACGAUAUUAUGUUGAAGAUAAAAGUCGUGGCUAUACAAACGGUUCUCGUCGUCGUUAUGAAGCUGAACCAGAUGAAGAGAUGUUCUGA